Phaedon cochleariae (mustard beetle) is the source of this 1266-nucleotide messenger RNA. NCBI's taxonomy places the organism in Eukaryota, Metazoa, Arthropoda, Insecta, Coleoptera, Chrysomelidae. The record is from the annotation of a GenBank genome assembly.
UCGGUCACUCUGUCUCUGUCUGUCUCUUCGGCGUUCGGUCGGUGUUUGGUGUUAUAUGCUGUUGCAUUUGCCGCCAUCGAAAAUACGAAAGAGUUGCAUUUUUUCUUAAAUUUCUGCAGCAUCAGCAACUACUAUGAGUAACACCGCUUUGUCUGAAAAUGAAGAUGAUCCUGAGGUUUAUGAAAGCUCGGGUGAUGAAUGGGAUAGUGUGGAAGAGAAGAAACCAAACAGACGCUCUUCCAAAAGACUUAGCAAAAGGCUUAGCAAAAAGCCUAGAAAAACUGUAGUGGAAACAACUAGUAGUGAGGAAGAAGCAUCUGAUGCAGAAUCUCCUAGUGAUGACUCUGAUGAUGAACCAAGGAAACGAAAAUCUAACAAUGGGGUAAACAGAAAGAAAGUUGUGCAGAAAUCUUCAAAGAAGGACAAAGAUGAAGAAGAUGAGGGUACUUCAGAUGCUAAAAGUAGCCCAAAGGAGAAGACCAAUAAAACCUCCAAUUCAGAUAAUAAAACUACAGCUUCUGUACCAAUUUCCAAAGGAAUCCAUAGGAAAUUUAUACCAAAAACUAUCUACUCUGAAGACUAUGCAACUGGUUCAUUUGUUAUUCUGAAAAAAGAUGCCCAAGCUGGUGACCCUGCAAAACAUCCAUCCAUCUGGAGAAUUGAUGGGAAAGCUCUUUUGCAAAAGUAUGAAGCUUUUGAUGAUGACAGCAAAGUGAGACAUAAGAAUACCUCCAUUUAUACUGGUUGGUCCCCAAUGGAUAAAGAUCUGUAUGCCCCUGUGACUGUUGAUGUCAUACAUCACAACAACCAAAACCUAACUGUUGAACUGCAUUGGGAUAAACUAAAAGAAAUCAAUAUUGAUAGUGACUAGAUUUUAUAGGUGAUGUGCACUCCUUAAUCUAAGUAUUUUGUUUGAUGAAAUUUAUACUUAGCAAAAUUUAUUGGGUAUCCCAAAUUUGACCUUCAUACAUAUUCCAUUUAUUUUAUCAUCACACCUAUUAUUUGUUUUUUAGAAAUGUUAUCAUGUAAUUUUUCUUCAACUGUCUAGGGGAAUCUGAGACACCCAAUAUAGUUCUUCAUUUAAAUUUUUUAGGUUAUCCACAUAAAGUAUGAUGCAAAUGUAUGGAAUAAAUUCAUUUCAAAACAAGACGACUUUCAAAAAAAAAACAAAAACUAGAGUUUAUAACUUUUUUUUUCUAGGUAUUUUUUUAACUAACUAGACGACCCUCGAAUGUUCAAUUCUCAGUAGCAGAGAAUUAAAUUAAU